Engraulis encrasicolus (European anchovy) is the source of this 4130-nucleotide messenger RNA. RefSeq names its product cytosolic carboxypeptidase 4. Gene Ontology annotation, molecular function: zinc ion binding; metallocarboxypeptidase activity. Lineage: Eukaryota; Metazoa; Chordata; Actinopteri; Clupeiformes; Engraulidae. The coding region runs from base 321 to 3767 and encodes 1148 amino acids. The record is from RefSeq and is a predicted model, not a curated record. Gene Ontology annotation, biological process: protein side chain deglutamylation; proteolysis. The transcript has 26 exons.
UCCGCUGCGUGAGCUGAGCUGUAGGCUGUGGGCUGUCCUCCAGUGGGGAAACUCUAUGCACAUGGGACUCCUACAAAACACACCAGGUGCCAGUCCCCCUCCCUCAUUCGGCACCCACAGCCUCCCCUAAUCAUCACUCCCUACCAGAGGGGACCCGCAGGAAGCAAGGCAUCGUGCAAAUCCACCCCUUCAGCUCAGUUUUCGAACCAGGGUUAAAAAAAAACCCUGAUAACAUACCACCAACAACACAAACAACAAUCAACAACAACAGGAAGAAUCCUCUUUUCGCUGCUGCAAAGGAAAGACGUGCGCUGAAGAAGAUGUUCAGUUCCAGCCGAUGCGGCAACUUCACGUGGAAUGGUACUCUGAAGGGUCUGAAGACCAGCUAUGGCUGUGGUGGGAGCGGUGCAGCCGUAGAGCGGUACAGGCCCAGCAUGGCAGCCCCGAGCUCCAGCGGACUGGAGGUGCUGCUCUCCACACUGCAGCAACGGCAUCAGGAGGCUGGUGACAUUGAGAGCACUCUCAAUAUCCUGAAUGUGCUGGAUGAGCUGCUCUCUGCCGGAACUGACAGACGGAUCCACUACAUGAUCUCCAAAGGAGGCAGUGAGUCCCUGCUCAUGGCUCUGCUGAACACUGUUCAUACGCUCCCUACCAACUACACACUACUGCUGCCCAUCCUCCAUCUACUGGCCAAGGUCGGGCACAGAGACCGCAGGAUUGGUGUGAAGGCGGAGAAGGCAGAGGCUGUGCUAGUGAUGCUGUCGCUGCUUCGUCAGAACUUGAAGGAUCCUCGGAGGACUACCGCAUGUCUCUAUGUCAUCCAGGUCUUUUGCGCCUCAGUUUCCACGGCGACGCUGCUGGGCAAAAACAGAGCGCUGGACAUAGUCUUCAGGCUAAUCCCGACCCACACUACCAAACACAUUCGCACAGUCAAGGCUGCCAUUGAUGCGUUGGCUGCUCUUCUGCGCUCAAAGGUGAACUGCAGGGCAGCUGUAUCCAAAGGGUACAUCUCGGGCCUGCUCAAGCUGUUUGCAGACUGGCACAACAAUGACACCGAGCGGGAGUACGUCCACAUCCAGAGGGCCCUGCUGCACUGCCUGGACCGUGCCACCCGCAUCAGCCUGGGCAGGAGCGCCCUGGUGGCAGACGGCGGCAUCGAGCUCCUCUAUCAGACCACACAGACCUGCAUGUUUACCAGAGGAUCACUGGAGUGUCUGGUGGAGCCAGCGGUGCAGCUGAUGAGGAAAUGCUACCCCAAGUGCCCCCUCUCACUGUCCUCAGACCAGAGUGUGUACACCUUCCCUCUGCCCGGUGAACCACCCAACCCCUGGGACGUCCCCACAAGUCAAGGUGAUACCUUUGAAGAUGACAGCGACGAUGACAAUGAUGACGAAAAUGAAGAUGCAGACAACAAAGACUACGAGGACGACCUGGAGACAGACCUGGAGUCCCUCAGGCAACGGCCCCAACCCGACAGGCCCCUCGAACAGCUGGGCCAGUACGUACGCCUCUGCCCCGAGCUCCACCAUGACUUUCAGGAGCUGGACUCAUGCUCGGAGUCUGAGGAGAGUUCUGACGAGGACAGUCUGCUGAAUGGUGACUCGGACGAUAGGUGGACGAGAUCGAGAACGUCAAAAUCCGGAUCGCGAAGACGCUCCUCCAGGAUAUCCAGGGGCUCCCCACACUUCACUGGUUGCAAAGGCCACACAUCCUCCUCCCUCUCCAAUGGCCACAGCACACCGGAGGAGGACGGAGAGCAGCAGGACAUGAAGGCCAAGGACCUCCACAGUCACUGCCUUAGGUCACAUGAGGAGGGCCAUAGCAGCAUGGUGGACCGACUGGUGGAGAGGUUUGGUGCCUGCAUCCCGCACCAUGACCCCCGCCUCUACGCCGCCGCAGCCGCCCACACCAGGUCCAUCGCCGGCUACUCCAUCCUCGCCUUCCCAGACUUCUGGGGUCACCUGCCCGUCAAGAGUACAGAGCGCAUGGCAAUACGCAGACCCAACCUCCAGAGGAAGAUGGUGCUUGAGGAUAUCCAACGUUUCCUCUGCCCUGAAGACAUCAUUAAUAAAGUUGUCUUUGACAUGGAGGAUCCCAGCCCUCAGAGUGCUUCUGACCACAAAGACUCCCUGCGUUUCUUCUCUAACUUUGAGUGCGGGAACCUGAGAAAGGCUGUCCAAGUUCGCAGAUUCGAGUACGAUCUGAUCUUGAACGCUGACGCGAACACGUCAAUGCAUCAUCAGUGGUUCUACUUCGAGGUGAGCGGCAUGAUGGCCAAUGUCCCCUAUCGUUUCAACAUCAUCAACUGCGAGAAGACCAACAGCCAGUUCAACUACGGGAUGCAGCCGGUGCUGUACUCUGUGCGUGAGGCUCUGGAGGGUCGUCCCCGCUGGCUGCGCAGCGGCAGCGAGAUCUGCUACUACAGGAAUCAUUUUCAGCCCGGUCGCGGUGAAAGAAGCUCCUGCUUUUAUACCCUCACGUUCACAGUGACCUUCAAGCACGAUGAAGAUGUCUGUUACCUGGCCUAUCACUAUCCCUACACAUACUCGGGCCUCCAGGCUCACCUCCAGAUGCUGCAGAGGUCGGUGGAUCCCCGUAAGGUGUUCUUCCGUCAGCAGAGUCUGUGCAAUACGCUGGCUGGAAACCCCUGCCCCCUCAUCACCAUCACCGCCUGCCCCACCUCGCGCAAGUGGAAGAACCUCCACCAACUCCGUAACCGUCCGUGUGUGGUGCUGACGGCGCGGGUCCACCCCGGGGAGAGCAAUGCCAGCUGGGUGAUGAAGGGCAGCCUGGAGUUCCUGUGCAGCAGCGACCCCGUGGCCCAGAGCCUCCGGGAGGCCUUCAUCUUCAAGAUCAUCCCCAUGCUCAACCCCGACGGGGUCAUCAACGGCACCCAUCGCUGCUCACUGACUGGUGAGGAUCUGAAUAGGCAGUGGAAAAAGCCUGACCCGGCCCUGAGUCCCACCAUCUACCACACUAAAGGAUUCCUCUACUACCUGAACAGCAUUGGCAGAACACCACUGGUGUUCUGUGACUACCACGGCCACUCCCGGAAGAAGAACGUGUUCCUGUAUGGCUGCAGUGUGAAGGAGACUCUGUGGCAGUCUGGCUCCUCAGUUGACACAGCCACCCUGAAGGAGGACCCUGGAUACAGGACAAUUCCCAAGACGCUGGAUCGUAUCGCGCCAGCCUUCUCCUUCAACAGCUGCAACUACCUGGUGGAGAAGUCCCGCGCGUCCACGGCGAGGGUGGUAGUGUGGCGGGAGAUCGGUGUCCUCCGGGCCUACACCAUGGAGAGCACGUACAACGGCUGUGACCAGGGCAUCUAUCAGGGGAUGCAGAUGGGCACGUGGGAGCUGGAGGAGAUGGGCUCCAAGUUCUGCCAGAGCCUGCUGACGCUGAGGAAGAGCGCCAUGCUGUACGACAGCAAGGUCAUCAGCCACACCUCACUGCUGGACGACAGCCCCCUGGACCACAAGUCACACACCUGCUUUGUUGAUGACGAGCCGCCGUGUGUGGAGGAGAUCGAGUACCAUUCCCCCAAGACCUCUGACCCCCCUGGCCACGACCUGGACGCAGAGGUCAGUGCCAACAUGUACAGCACCGAUGAUGAGGACAAGGACAAGGACAAAGAGAAGGACAAGGGCAAGGAUGGGGACAAGCAGCAGUCGCCACACUGCAGACGGACCUCCCACUCCAGCGACCUCCAGAAGUCCCACCACCACUUCCCCCCGCUGUGUCGCCCAGAGUCCCUGGAGACCCUGUAGGGGCGUGACUGGACAUCACCAGUGGGCAUCAGCAGUAGCAAAGCUGUGGUACUCACACUGGCUGCAAUUCAGCAACUGUCCACCUGUGGAGCCAGCCGCUUCUAUGUUUCACUCUUUGGGAAAGAACAAUGGUGAAUUCUAGAACCCUCUUUAAGGAUUCUUUUAAAAAAACCUAAGGCUCUCCAUUUUAAAACAAAGCUACUGUAAGCCGUUCACACACACACCAAAAAAAAUCCCAUUCUCCAUCUAGGGAAUUGGCAUUAAAACAGAGGAAGAGGAGCGCUGUGUACAAAAUUCACUUCCUACAGUACCUGUAAUUAGAAAAAUGAAACACAUUUUAAAUGUAGACGGUCUCAGUUUUCA